Messenger RNA from Prunus armeniaca (apricot), 2718 nucleotides. The record is from the annotation of a GenBank genome assembly. Lineage: Eukaryota; Viridiplantae; Streptophyta; Magnoliopsida; Rosales; Rosaceae.
AUGGGAACAUGGGCAGCGAAAUACCGUUGGUUGCAGAACCCAUCAAGGGCUUAUCUCCAUUGUGAGAAUAUGGCUUUUAAUUCAGUUCCACCUGGUUUUGCGUCUCGUACAUCCUUCGUGCUGAAGAGGAUGGAAAAAGUUGAAGAAACUAAUGGUGUCAAUGCUUCUAAACAAGAGCCAAUCCAGAUGGACUCCACAUCUGACCUGACUGACAUGGAUAAACUGAAAAGAUCUCUUCAGCAUAGGCCAUGGAUACUUUUCGACCAAAGUGAUUACAACUCAGAGGAACCUGAAUCUGAACAGUUUGAUAUGGACCCCCCAGCAAAAACUUGUCUCCCUAAAGGUGUUACUCAUGGAUGUCCAGAUUGCAGUGAUUGUCUGAAGGUAACAGGAAGGUGGCGUCCUGAAGAUGCAAGAAUAGAUGUCCUUGAAGAAGCACCUGUUUUCCACCCAACAGAAGAGGAAUUUAAAGACAUGCUUAAAUAUAUUGCAACUAUACGUGUAAGAGCAGAGCAAUAUGGUAUUUGUCGUAUUGUUCCUCCUCCUUCCUGGAAACCUCCAUGUCUUAUUAAGGAAUACCCCAUAUGGAAAAGAUCUACAUUUUCUACCCAUAUUCAGCGGAUUGAUGGGCUACGAAAUCAGAGUUCACCGAGUAAAAUGGAUGGCUUUUAUGAAAGCACAAAAAAGAAGAGGAGAAGAAUCUUGAGAGUGGGUUUGGACAGUGGAUCUACCUCAAGUCCAGGUGAAACGGGACAUUCAUAUGUCAAAGGCUUUGAACCAGAACCUGGUCGAGAAUUCACUCUUGAGAAUUUUAAGAGAUAUGCAGCUGAUUUCAAGAGUCAAUAUUUCCGCAAAAGUGAAGUCACAGGCAGACAAGAGAAGUGGGUUCCAUCACUGGAGAAUAUUGAAGCUGAAUAUAAACGUAUUACUGAGAACCCAACUGAAGAGAUUGAGGUGCUUUGUGGUGAUAAUUUGGAGACCAAAGCUCUUGGCAGUGGAUUUCCAACAGUAUCUAAAGAUUCCAAUCCUUUGGCAACGUCAGAUCACACUGAAUAUUUAGCAUCAGGCUGGAACUUAAAUAAUCUGCCCAGACUGCCUGGUUCUCUUCUUUCUUUUGAAAGCCAUGACACUUGUCAUAUUUUGGUACCUCAGGCUCGUGUGGGAAUGUGCUUUUCAUCUUUUCAUUGGAAAGUUGAAGAGCACCAUUUAUACUCAUUGGCUUACACACAUCUGGGUGCUCCUAAAAUAUGGUAUGGUGUCCCUGGGAAAUAUAGUGUUAAUUUUGAGGCAGCCAUGAGGAGCUUCUUUUCAGAAUCAUCAUCAGAACAGCCUGAAUUGCAAAAUGGGCUGGUUAAACAAUUACCGCCCUCCACACUGAAAUCACAGGGCAUACCAGUCUUUCGUUGCAUUCAGUCUCCUGGGGAGUUUGUUCUUGUCCUCCCAGGGGCUUAUCAUUCGGGAUUUGAUUGUGGCUUUAAUUUUUCUGAGACGGCAUGUGUUGCUCCCCUAGACUGGUUGCCUCAUGGACAGGAGGCUGUUGAACUUUACCGCGAACAGGGGAGGAAAACAUCUAUAUCCCAUGAUAAGCUGCUGCUUGGAGCAGCUAGGGAAGCUGUGAGGGCACAGUGGGAUUCACUGUUUAGGAAGAACACCUCAGAUCAUUUCCUCUGGAAAGAUGCCUAUGGAAAGGAUGGGAUCUUAACACAUGUAUUCAAGUCACGUCUCAGUUCUGAAGCCAUUUGCCGGAAAUAUCUUUGCAAGUCUAAACAGUCACGGAGGAUGAAAUCAAAUUUUGAUGUUACAAGCAAAAAGGAGUGCAGCAUUUGUCUCCGUGAUCUGCAUUUUUCUGCGGCAGCUUGUCCUUGUUCUGCAGACAGAUAUUCAUGUCUCUUACACGCAAAGCAACUAUGUUCUUGUGCUUGGAGUGACAAGAUUUUCCUCUACCGUCACCAGAUCGAUCAUUUAUAUCUACUUCUUGAAGCUUUGGAAGGAAAGUUAGAUGCAGUCUUCAAAUGGGGCAAAGAUGAUCUUGGAUUGGCUCUGCAUGUGCAUCGUCCGAAGAAUAUUGGGCAUGUAGAUGGUCCAACCACUAAUGCUCAGAAAACUAAACAGAAAGAGUCCAUGUCUCAAGAUGCAUUCAGGGCAGAAUUGAAGGCACGUAUGCUGCAAUCUAUAAUCUCAAGUAAGUUGAAAGCAAACGAUCAUCCAUCUGGAACUCUUGAUGCUGCAACAGCGAAUGUGAAUGAUACAAAUUCUGUGUCUAGCAUCCAGGCAAAGGUGAAGGCACAUGUGCUCCAAUCAACAAUCUUGAAUGAACAGAAAGCAAAGGAGAACACAGUAGGACCUACUAUUAUCCCAAACACAACAGGAAAUAAUGCUCCUUCUCUACCGACAGAGGCAAUGAAGGGGACGAACAAUACUCCGCUUCCACCGACAGAGGCAAUAGAGGAGACAUCCGAUGUUUCAUCCGUAAGUACAAGUGAAACAAGUUCCUCAGACUCUGAGGAUUUAAUCCCAGAUCUUGACUUUCUUUUCCGUGGAAAAGAACAAGCUGCCUGUCCUCUCGAGAAAGGCAGUGUUCCUGGGAAGCUAUUGAAAGGUGGUCAUCCAGCCGACAAUGGGGCAUCUUCGAACCCUUUGGUUUCAGAGAAUCAAACUUCAAGAAAAGCAGGCUCUCAGAGUGGAAUUGUUCUUCUUAGUGAUGACAGUGAUGGUUAG